Messenger RNA from Aplosporella prunicola CBS 121167, 623 nucleotides. RefSeq lists its product as uncharacterized. The transcript has a single exon. The coding region runs from base 161 to 481 and encodes 106 amino acids. Lineage: Eukaryota; Fungi; Ascomycota; Dothideomycetes; Botryosphaeriales; Aplosporellaceae. The record is from RefSeq and is a predicted model, not a curated record.
GGGCGUGGGCGAGCGCGCUGAUGAGCGGCUUGAGGGCGCUGGUGGCGCUGCUGUUGUUGUCGUUGUGUGGGUGGGAUGGGCUGGGGGCGACGGCGAGCGGUGCGUCGCUUUGCGGUCGAGGCGGAUAGCGGGGGGCGCGGGCGCGGUGCUUGUGGUGGUGAUGGUGGUGGAUUUCUUCUCGCUGGAGCCGGCGCUGGCCUUUUGCGGUUUCGUGGCCGCGGAUUUCGACUUCGCCGUCGUGCGCUUCGGCUCCGCUGUGUCAUCCUUUUUCUUCCCUGCCGCCGCCGGCUUCGCAGCUCUAGGCGCCGGCUUCAGUGUCGCCGUCUCCUUCUUCACAGCCAAACCAGCUCCACCACCACCACCACCACCGACACUGCUGCUCAGCGGCGUCGACCGCCCCGCCGCCGCAGCAGCCGCCGGGUUCGGGCUCGCGAACCCGCUCCCCCCACCCUCAUGCACCUGCGUCAAGAAAUUCCGAUAAUCAUACGGAUUGCCCUCCUCGGGCUCGUCGUCCUCACUCGCAGUCGCACCAGCACCAGCAGCACCGCCAUCUCUCUCCCCAUCAUCCGAGAACAAGUCGUCCUCGCUCUCGACCGCCCCACCCACCCCUCCCUCCCCCCCCG